AUGGAUAUUAUUACUGCUCAAAAGAUUGCUCAAGAAAUUGAUUUGAUAGUUGACUCUGCUGCUAACACUACAUUUGAUGAGAGAUAUGACUUAGCACUUGACGCUAACGUAAAUGGUCCACGUCAACUCAUGAUGUUUGCCAAGAAAUGCAAAAAACUUAAACUUCUUAUGCAUUAUUCUACCGCGUAUGUCAAUGGAGAAAGAGAAGGGAUAAUAUUGGAGAAGCCUUUUACUAUGGGAGAAAGCAUAACAAAGGAGAAAAUCACUUCAAUUUCUCCCUUUACUAAUUUCCCAUCAUUGCAUGCUGACAAUGAAAUGGACUUAGUUUCAAAAUUGAAGAACAAUAUUACAAACAAUGGCUUGGAACAAAUAAUGAAGGAUUUAGGACUUGAGAGGUCAAAGUUAUAUGGAUGGCAAGAUACAUAUUCAUUCACGAAGGCAAUUGGUGAAAUGAUGAUUAAUAGCAUGAGAGAAGAAAUACCAGUACUCAUUCUUCGUCCCUCCAUUAUAACAAGCAGCUAUAAAGAGCCAUUUUCAGGCUGGAUACAAGGAUUAAGGGUAAUUGACCCAUCAAUAUUUUUCUAUCGAAAGGGUGACCUCCCUGCCCUUCUUGGCGAUCCUGAUUGUCUUCUUGAUAUGGUUCCAGUUGAUAUGGUUGUAAAUACAACUAUGGCUGCAAUUGCAAAGCAUGGAUAUUUGCAAAAUCCAGAACUAAAUGUCUACCACUUGACAUCAACAUCUCUGAAUCCUGUUACAAUAUCUCAAUUUUUUGAUUACUGCCAUGAAUACUUCACUUCAUUUCCUUUUGUUAACUCAAAAGGAGAUAAAGUGAAAAUUAGGGAGAUGAAAUAUUUUAACAAAAUUUCAGAUUUUGAAAAUUAUAUUUGGAAGGUAAUAUUCAAGCAACAUGAAGUACGAGAGGAUUUAGCUGAAGAAGAUAUUAAAAAGGUUCAGAAACGUUUUCAAAAGAAGGUGGAAUAUUUGAAGCAGUUUAGCAAGCUCUACGAAUCAUACACUUUCUACAAAGGCCGGUAUGUGUGA
Messenger RNA from Capsicum annuum, 1041 nucleotides. RefSeq names its product fatty acyl-CoA reductase 2, chloroplastic-like. Gene Ontology annotation, biological process: long-chain fatty-acyl-CoA metabolic process; suberin biosynthetic process. The record is from RefSeq and is a predicted model, not a curated record. Bases 1 to 1041 code for a protein of 346 amino acids. Gene Ontology annotation, cellular component: intracellular membrane-bounded organelle. Gene Ontology annotation, molecular function: alcohol-forming very long-chain fatty acyl-CoA reductase (NADP+) activity. The transcript is spliced from 6 exons. NCBI's taxonomy places the organism in Eukaryota, Viridiplantae, Streptophyta, Magnoliopsida, Solanales, Solanaceae.